AUGCUCGCCGCGCGCCUCGCCGCGCGCCCGCUCCUGCGCCUGCGCCGGCUGCCGCUGGCCGCUUCGUACUCGGCCGUGCCCGACGAGCCCUGGGCCGCGCCCAAGGAGCCCUGCGAGCUGCGCUCCCGCUACGACGCGCUCGUCCAGGAGGGCCGCGACGACGAGCACGACGCCGCCUGGGAUCGCCUGCGUCCGGAGGGCGUCGCGGCCGCGGUCGCGCGCGCGCGCUACGACGUCGCGGAGACGCUCACCGGCGACAAGGCCUGCGAGGCCGCGGGCCUCGACGCGCUCGGCAUCACGCGGCCGACGACGGUCUUCCGCAACCUGACCUUCGAGGAGCUCCGGACCCACGAGCUCGCCAACGGCGAGGGCGUCCUCGCGCGCGCGGCCUACGGGGACACGUUCGCCGUGGACACGGGCGAGUUCACGGGCCGGUCGCCGGGCGACAAGUGGACCGUGCGGCGCGCCGGCUCCGAGUCGGAGAAGCACCUCUGGUGGGGCCCCGUGAACAAGCCCAUGCGGCCCGAGGUCUUCGACGAGCUCCUCGCGGGGGCCGUCGACUACUUCGACGGCCUCGACAAAGUCUACGUCGCGGACCUGCACUGCGGCGCGAGCGCGGGCUCGCGCAUCAACGUCCGCUUCGUGCACGAGCUCGCGUGGCAGCAGCACUUCGUGACGAACAUGUUCAUCCGGCCCGAGUCGCUCGCGGGCUUCCUGCCGACGGACGAGCGCGUGGACUUCACGAUCGUCAACGCGUGCGCGCUGCGGAACGAGCGCUGGGAGGCGCACGGCCUGAACAGCGACGUCGCCGUCGCCUUCGACCUCGAGCGGAAGCUCGCGGUCAUCUACGGCACCUACUACGGCGGCGAGAACAAGAAGGGCAUCUUCUCGCUCAUGAACUACCUGCUCCCGCUCCGGGGCAUCCUCUCGAUGCACUGCUCGGCGAACGUCGGCGAGUCCGGCGACGUCGCGCUCUUCUUCGGCCUCAGCGGCACGGGCAAGACGACGCUCUCCGCGGACCCGAAGCGCGCGCUCAUCGGCGACGACGAGCACGGCUGGGACGACGCGGGCGUCUUCAACUUCGAGGGCGGCUGCCAGUGCGGCUGCUACGCCAAGACCGCGGACCUGCAGGAGUCGUCGGAGCCCGACAUCUUCAAAGCGAUCCGCGCGGACGCCAUGCUCGAGAACGUCGCGCUCGACCCCGAAAGCGGCGCGCCGGACUACUCGGAUCUGUCCAAGACGCCCAACGGCCGCGUGUCGUACCCGAUCCACCACAUCCGGACGUUCCACCGGCCGCAGGCCGCGGGCCACCCGGAGACCGUGGUCUUCCUCACCUGCGACGCCUUCGGCGUCCUGCCGCCCGUGUCGCGCCUGAGCGAGGGCCAGGCCAUGUACCACUUCCUCUCCGGCUACACGGCCAAGGUCGCCGGCACGGAGCGCGGCGUCGCCGAGCCGACGGCGACGUUCUCCGCGUGCUUCGGCGCGGCCUUCCUCACGCUCCACCCGACGGUCUACGCGGACCUGCUCCGCGACAAGCUCCGGCGCCACGGCGCGACGGCCUACCUCGUCAACACGGGCUGGGCCGGCGGCGGCUACGGCGUCGGCGAGCGCAUGGCCAUCGACGUCACGCGCGCGUGCGUCGACGCGGUCCUCGACGGGUCCAUCCAAAACGCGGACUUCGCGACGACGCCCGUCUUCGGCCUCGACGUGCCGACGGCGCUCCCGGGCGUCGACGCGGCGCUCCUGGACCCGCGGCGCUCGUGGGCGGACCCCGCGGCGUACGACGCGGCGCUCGAGAAGCUCGGCCGCCUCUACCGCAUCAACUUCGAGCAGUACGACUCCCCCGACGUCGCGGCCCACGGGCCCGAUGUCUCCCUCACGGCCGACGAGCGCGCCGAGGUCGCCUACCUCGUCGCCAGCGAGAAGUAG
Aureococcus anophagefferens is the source of this 1929-nucleotide messenger RNA. RefSeq lists its product as hypothetical. NCBI's taxonomy places the organism in Eukaryota, Pelagophyceae, Pelagomonadales, Pelagomonadaceae. Bases 1 to 1929 code for a protein of 642 amino acids. The transcript has 2 exons. The record is from RefSeq and is a predicted model, not a curated record. Gene Ontology annotation, cellular component: cytosol. Gene Ontology annotation, molecular function: phosphoenolpyruvate carboxykinase (ATP) activity; ATP binding. Gene Ontology annotation, biological process: gluconeogenesis.